Molecule: messenger RNA, 658 nt
Organism: Paramecium sonneborni
Lineage: Eukaryota; Ciliophora; Oligohymenophorea; Peniculida; Parameciidae
Source: the annotation of a GenBank genome assembly
AUGCAGUAAAAAUUCAUUAAAUUAAUUAGUACUAAAAAUAGUACUUCUGUUGGAGAAUUAAUAUCAUUUAAAUAGGAUUUAACCAAUUGUUCAAAUAUUAUCAAUAAAGCUUUAAGAAAAGAAUCUUAUUCCACAUAAUCUCCAGAUGCCAAAGUUACAUAAAAAUUCAAAUAAACUUUAAAUGCUAAAAUAGGAACUUAAUAAGAGAAUUCAAAAUCUUAUGCUAGUCUCUUAUUUUCUCUUGGAGAGAGACAAAAGGAUGUUAGAUAAUUAUCUCCAAAAGGAGGUAAUAAGAAAUCAAAAUAGUAAAUUAUUCAUAACUAUUAUAGAUUAUUUGGUUUUAUCAUGCAACCACACCCAAAUUCAAGAAAAUAAUCAGAAAUUUUAAAAUCAGAGGAAUCUCAUAAAUUGAGUUAAGAAUAACUUAAAAUAUCAGAUAAGUAUUCAUAGAUUUUAAAAUAGAAAAAAUACAUUAUAAACUAGUAUUGAUAUCUUUUAAAUUAUGAAGGAAAUGAGAAAUAAGAAAAUUGGAAGUAUUUAUUUAAUAAUUAAAAUAGUCUCCAGUAAAUUAAGUUAAAAAAAAGGGUAGGCUACAACAAGUAGAUAAUUGAUAACUGAAAUAAAAAGUAGCAGAACCAAUAAACCAAGCUUUGAUUGA